This is a messenger RNA of Silurus meridionalis, 3878 nucleotides long. It is a transcript of the gene bnip1b, whose product is annotated as BCL2 interacting protein 1b. The record is from RefSeq and is a predicted model, not a curated record. Bases 20 to 706 code for a protein of 228 amino acids. The transcript is spliced from 8 exons. Gene Ontology annotation, cellular component: SNARE complex; endoplasmic reticulum. Gene Ontology annotation, molecular function: nucleic acid binding; SNAP receptor activity. Gene Ontology annotation, biological process: retrograde vesicle-mediated transport, Golgi to endoplasmic reticulum. NCBI's taxonomy places the organism in Eukaryota, Metazoa, Chordata, Actinopteri, Siluriformes, Siluridae.
UUUACGUACCACAACAAAGAUGGCGGCGUCACCUGACGUCUCCGUUCGAAUAUGUGUGCAAGAAAUGAUUAAAUAUGAUUUAGAAGUUAAAGCUCUCAUUCAGGAUAUACGAGAAUGUCGGGGUCCACACAGUGUGUUAAUGGAGCUGAACGCUGCGGUGAAGGAAAAAUCAAACUAUUUAAGACAGCGGAUUCAGGAUUUGGAACAAAUGGCUAAAGAACAAGAUAAAGAGACUGAUAAGAACAUUAUUAUGGCUGAAACAGAAAGUCACCGCAAACAAAUGUUAAGUAACCAGACAGCAUGGAGGAAAGCCAACUUGGCCUGCAAGCUGGCCAUCGACAACUUGGAAAAAGAUGAACUACUCCACGGUGCGGAUUCUGUGAGGCAAAGGAAGGCCACCAAAGAGAGCAUGGUUGAGACAUCCAGUAACAUCACAGAGAGUUUGAUGAGCAUCAGCCGAAUGAUGUCCCAGCAGGUCAAGCAAAGUGAGGAAUCCAUUGGCACUCUGGCAACAUCAUCAAGGUCAGUGCUGGAAACAAGUGAAGAGUUUAAAUCAAUGACUUCCACAAUCCACUUGGGACAGAAGCUCAUCCUGAAAUAUAAUCGGCGUGAAAUCACAGACAAACUGCUCAUCUUUCUUGCACUUGCUCUGUUUUUUGCUACUGUACUCUACAUACUGAAAAAGAGGCUUUUCCCUUUCAUUUAGAGCAAAAAAUUUAAGUUUUUUCUUUCUUUCUUUCUGUCUUUCUUUUGUCUGUCUUUCUUUUGUCUGUCUUUCUUUUGUCUGUCUUUCUUUUGUUCUUUUGUCUGUUUUUUUUAAUUGCCUGCAACUACUUAAAAUGUUCUGUUGAUAGUGUUGGUGUGAAUGUUUGUGUGCCUGUCUUCUGUACAUCCAUUAGAGUUUGCAGUUUGGAACUCAUGAAUAAUAAUUUACAGUUUUUCUCAAAUGCUAAAACACAAAAGCCAAUCCUCUAAACCAAAUGACCAGUUGUCUAAACACAUUUACUAAAUCUAGCCAUCAUUUUCCAAUAUCAUAAACACAUUUCACAUGACACAAUUCACAAAACACAAUCCUCCGUUCUCAUAAAUCUUAACACAUUUUUUUUUGCUAAAACACAAGUUGAAAAAGAACUCUGCUCAUAUUCUCAAAUGAAAGCUCAUGUGAUGCAAAAUGCUUGCCACAUAUUUGAACACAAUGAACCCACAUGGCGUCAUUCAUUACACACAACGACUCAAAAUUGAAGACACUUGUUGCUAAUGCUGUGACCACAUGUACAAAAGCAAGUUCAGAGUGCACAGUUUGCUGAAGAUUCCAAACAAACACAAUGGAUGAAGGCAGAGUCAGAGGAAGAGGGAUUUGAGUCAGAGGAGAGAGAAGAGCAGGCCAUGGAAGAAGAGGAGCAGGCCAACGAGGAAGAGGAGUUCAAAUCAGAGGAGGAAGAGGAGCAGGCCAACGAGGAAGAGGAGUUCAAAUCAGAGGAGGAAGAGGAGCAGGCCAACGAGGAAGAGGAGAAGGUCCAGGAGGGAGAGCAAGACAACCUCGCACCAUCGUUACGGACGAGAUGCGAGCAACAGUCAUUGACCAUGUCAUUGUCCAUGGCAUGACAAUGGCUGAAGCAGGACCACGAGUCCGUCCAAACCUGAGUAGGUUCACCGUGGUCACCAUUAUCAGGGCAUUCAAACAACACAACAGAAUGCCACAUAGAGGUGGGAGGGUUGCCAUAUUUACAGCGGCACAAGAAACCCUCAUUGUGGAUAUGGUUCGUGAGAACAACCUCAUCAGACUCGGGGAGAUCGGAGACAAAGUCAUUGCCGAUAAUGUCAACUUUGAGAGCAUUGAUGAUGUCAGCUUGGCCACAAUAGACCGAGUUCUCCAGCGCCAAAAGAUGCGGAUGAAACAGGUCUAUAGGGUUCCCUUUGAGCGCAACUUUGCGCAACACAAAGACCUACGUUACGAGUAUGUGCAAAGGAUAUUACAGUUGGACACGAUGGCCAGACCUCAUGAGUACCUCUUCCUGGAUGAGGCUGGCUUCAACCUGCAGAAACGAAGGCAAAGAGGCCGUAACAUCAUUGGCCAAAGAGCCGUCACUGAGGUUUCUGGCCAAUUCGGGGGUAAUAUUACUCUUUGUGCGGCCAUGGGUUUGGAGGGGCUUGUCCACCGGCAUGCUGUCCUUGGGUCUUACAACACCCAACGUCUCCUCACCUUCCUAGAGGAGCUAAAAGACAUCCUCCUGGACCACCAACAACACCAUCCUGGGCCCGCACAUCAAAUUUAUGUGAUCAUUUGGGACAAUGUACGCUUCCACAAAACAAAACAAAUCAGAGAGUGGUUCACCACCAACAGUAACCACAUUUUAAACGUCUGUCUGCCACCCUACUCCCCUUUCCUGAACCCUAUAGAGGAGUUCAUCUCAUCAUGGAGAUGGAAGGUUUAUGACAGACAACCAUACACUAGAGAGAACCUCCUAAGGGCAAUGGAGCCGGCCUGUGUUGAUAUCCCAGUGGAGGCCUUCCAAGGAUGGAUUCGCCAUUCCAUGUCGUUUUUCCUGUGUGCCUGGCAAGAGACAAUAUAGCCUGCGAUGUGGAUGAGGUGAUGUGGCCCGAUGCAGCUCAGCGACAUGAUGCCACACAGUGAUUUUGGUGUGUGUGUGUGGUGUGAAUAAAGUAAAUAAAAAAACUUCUUGUUUUCAAGAGUACUGUUGUGUGCAAUAGAUUCUGUUUUUGCAUCGAGUUGUUACAGUAGUGUACAUGCAGAAUUUACUAUAGAUUUAUACUCUUCAUAUGAAACUCUCAAAUCUAAAUGCCUAAUCCUCUGCAGAGAUCUAAGAACAUCCAUUACUGUAAAGUUUCAAAAAAAUGCCUUGGCAGUUAUGAAACAAAGAACCUUCUCACAAAUUGAGCAUUGUGUUUUCAGUUGUUUUGCUGUAGUGUGUAAUGAUGUGUAUAGUGUUUACAUUUUUGAAAGCUUCGAGCUGCUCUUUUGGUGUAAAAGUUUGAGUUUUGAAGUGAGAAGGUGUGGAUGUGUUUAUGUAGCUUUAGGAAAGGGUGUUGUGUUUAGACAUUGGGGAACAUGGAGGAAACGUUUGUGAAAUGUGUUUUAGCAUUUGAGAAAAACUGUAAUACUUACAUACUAAAUACAUAUUGUGUGUAGGCCAUUUCUGUUGACUUUAUACAAAUGACACAAUAAUAACAAUAACAACUUGGCAAAAAUUGUUUACUGGAAGUUCAAGGACUUUUUAUGAAGUAGUGCAUCCAGUUCAUUGCAUUAUAAGCAUUUAUAUAUACGUACACACACAUGAAGUUACUUUGUUACAAGUUACCAAUCAGACCACUGGAUGGUGCUGUACUGUUUGUUCCAUUUAGCUCUUAUAAUUAUGUAAUGUAACUCAAUGUAUUUUAUCUGAACAUGAUGAUAUCCUACAGGUUCUUAGCCCUGGUCUUCGAGUACCCCUGUCUGGUACAUUCAUUGUUUUCCCUUCUUAAACACACACACACACCACACACACACACACCAGCUCAGGAACGAUGAUUACCUACAUUAUUAGUUGUAUCAGGCUUGUAGGAUGGGGUACUCCACUGCCACGGUUGCGCACUUGUGUACUAUUUGAUUGUUCAGGUUGUUGUAGUCAGUGUUAUGCAUAGUAUCACUGCUUUUGAGCUCAUAUUUGAAACCUUUUCAGCAUUUGUGCCACCACUCAGAAAUACUUGUAAGCAUGGUCAUUGAUUCCCUCAGUGUCCUCAGUCCAGUCUCUGUGGAGUUCAGGGGCCUCAGGUGAAGUUUGUUACUGAUGACUCAACUGUGAUGAAGUGCCUUAUGUCACAUCUUAAUUUAUUUCCUGUAAUGUUUAUGACUUUAAUAAAUCUGAACUAUAUUAAAA